Kluyveromyces marxianus DMKU3-1042 is the source of this 1122-nucleotide messenger RNA. RefSeq names its product casein kinase 2 catalytic subunit CKA1 (gene CKA1). Gene Ontology annotation, biological process: DNA damage response; regulation of transcription by RNA polymerase III; protein phosphorylation. The transcript has a single exon. Lineage: Eukaryota; Fungi; Ascomycota; Saccharomycetes; Saccharomycetales; Saccharomycetaceae. Gene Ontology annotation, cellular component: protein kinase CK2 complex; nucleus; cytosol. Gene Ontology annotation, molecular function: ATP binding; protein serine/threonine kinase activity. The record is from RefSeq and is a predicted model, not a curated record. Bases 1 to 1122 code for a protein of 373 amino acids.
AUGAGGUCUAAAGUUUGGAGCGAGGCUCGAGUUUAUGGCAAUGCCAAUGAAGUGCGUGGACAGAGGUACUGGGAUUAUGAAAAUACAUCGAUAGAAUGGAAGGCAAAUAACUCUCAAUACGAAGUUGAAUGCAAAGUUGGCCGAGGCAAGUAUAGUGAGGUUUUCCAAGGUGUUCAGCUAUCGACUAGAGAGCAAAUAGUGAUAAAGAUGUUGAAACCGGUAAAGAAGAAGAAAAUCAAGAGAGAAAUUACAAUUCUUGCGAAUCUUUCAAAUGAGAAGAACCCACCAACAGCUCAACCCUUUGAUAGGGAGAAAUAUUAUACAAACAAAAGAGAGGAAGUACUAAAGUAUGCUAGAGACGCUGUAUAUGAUCUUCCUCACGAUGGACACCAGAAUAUCGUCACAUUAUUGGAUGUUGUCAGAGACCCAGUCUCCAAAACCCCUGCAUUAGUCUUUGAGUAUAUCAACAACACCGAUUUCCGUACGCUUUAUGCUACCUUUACAGACCUUGAUAUUAGAUACUAUAUGUUUGAGCUCCUAAAAGCAUUGGAUUACUGUCAUUCCAUGGGUAUUAUGCAUAGAGAUGUCAAACCACACAACGUCAUGAUUGACCACAAACAGCGCAAGUUGAGAUUAAUCGAUUGGGGUUUAGCAGAGUUCUACCAUCCUUCGAUGGAAUAUAACGUACGUGUUGCCUCAAGGUUUUUCAAAGGACCAGAGCUUCUAGUAGACUAUAGAAUGUACGAUUACUCAUUGGAUUUAUGGUCAUUCGGAGCAAUGUUAGCAUCUAUGGUAUUCCUGAAGGAACCAUUCUUUUAUGGAUCAAGUAAUACUGACCAAUUAGUAAAAAUUGUACGUGUUUUAGGAAGCGACGACUUCGAAAAAUACCUACAGAAGUACCAAAUAACACUUCCAGACGAAUUUGUUGACAUGGACCAAUAUAUCAGAAGACCUUGGCAAAGGUUUGUUAACGAUGCAAACAAGCAUCUCUGUGGAAACGAUGAAAUAAUCGACUUAAUUGACAAUCUCUUACGUUAUGACCACCAGGAGAGAUUGACAUGCAAAGAAGCAAUGGCCCACCCAUGGUUUGCUCCAAUUAGAAACAACGAGUAUUCCUACUAA